Messenger RNA from Pongo pygmaeus (Bornean orangutan), 4081 nucleotides. RefSeq names its product transmembrane protein 184A (gene TMEM184A). The transcript is spliced from 10 exons. Bases 165 to 1490 code for a protein of 441 amino acids. The record is from RefSeq and is a predicted model, not a curated record. NCBI's taxonomy places the organism in Eukaryota, Metazoa, Chordata, Mammalia, Primates, Hominidae.
AGCAAUCAUCUCUCAGGGACCCAGGCUGCCCGCCACUCUGAGGAAGGGGCAGCAGAGGCCAGGAGGCCAGGGGCCGAGCUUCGGGCCCACCCCGUCUUGGCCGCCCCUCUCAGGCCCAGAGACCUGCAGCCAACCUGCCUGACAGGCUGAGCGCCGCCAGAGAGAUGAGUAAUGUCUCAGGGAUCCUGGAGACAGCCGGCGUCCCCCUGGUGUCAUUGACCUGGCCACAGCCCAGCCCCCCACCGGCCGUGCCAGCUGGGCUGCAGAUGGACCACAUGGGGAACGGCUCCCAGGGGGACCCCUGGCUCUUCCUCACCUCCGCGCUGGCCCGAGGCGUCUCAGGGAUCUUCGUGUGGACUGCCCUGGUGCUCACCUGCCACCAGAUCUACCUGCACCUGAGCUCCUACACCGUGCCACAGGAGCAACGUUACAUCAUCCGCCUGCUCCUCAUCGUGCCCAUCUACGCCUUCGACUCCUGGCUCAGCCUCCUCCUCCUGGGAGACCACCAGUACUACGUCUAUUUUGACUCUGUGCGGGACUGCUACGAAGCCUUUGUCAUUUACAGCUUCCUGAGCCUGUGUUUCCAGUACCUGGGAGGCGAGGGCGCCAUCAUGGCUGAGAUUCGUGGCAAACCUAUCAAGUCCAGCUGCUUCUACGGCACCUGCUGCCUCCGGGGCAUGACCUACUCCAUCGGGUUUCUGCGCUUCUGCAAGCAGGCCACUCUGCAGUUCUGCCUGGUGAAGCCCGUCAUGGCCGUCACCACCAUCAUCCUCCAGGCAUUCGGCAAAUACCACGAUGGGGACUUCAAGACCUCGGUGCCUGCCAAGGCCGGGGGCCUGGACCUCCCCUCACAGGACACGGCCGGGUGUCCGCAGCGGCUAUCUCUAUGUGACCCUCAUCUACAACGCCUCCGUCAGCCUCGCCCUCUACGCCCUGUUCCUCUUCUACUUCACCACCAGGGAGCUCCUGCGGCCCUUCCAGCCCGUCCUCAAGUUCCUCACCAUCAAAGCCGUCAUCUUCCUGUCGUUCUGGCAAGGGCUGCUGCUGGCUGUCCUGGAGCGGUGCGGGGUCAUCCCAGAGGUGGAGACCAGCAGCGGGAACAAGCUGGGGGCUGGCACACUGGCCGCUGGCUACCAGAACUUCAUCAUCUGCGUGGAGAUGCUGUUCGCCUCCGUGGCCCUGCGCUAUGCCUUCCCCUGCCAGGUGUAUGCAGAGAAGAAGGAGAACUCACCAGCCCCACCGGCACCCAUGCAGAGCAUCUCCAGCGGCAUCAGGGAGACAGUGAGCCCCCAGGACAUCGUGCAGGACGCCAUCCACAACUUCUCCCCCGCCUACCAGCACUACACGCAGCAGGCCACGCACGAGGCGCCCAGGCCCGGCACCCACCCCGGCAGCGGCUCCGGCGGGAGCAGGAAGAGCCGGAGCCUGGAGAAGCGGAUGCUGAUCCCCUCGGAGGACCUGUAGGGGGGCCUGGGCUGCCGGUGCUAUAGGAACCCAGUCUGCCCAGGCCUCUGGGGAAGAACAGGGCCCCCUCACCCACCAACUCCUGCCAAAGGUGGGGCCUCUCCUGAGAGCCCUCCUGUGAGGCCCUCGGAGCCCACUUCCCAUCCUCCGUCCAGCCCGGGGGUCAGGGCACCUGAUGGCCCUGCCAGGCACCCAGGUGGGCCCGCCGCCCCAGGAGAGGGCACCUGAGCCAAUCGGAAGAGCCUGGGGACCCCCUGGGAUCACCUGGCCAUCAGCCCUCCAGGGGCCACUGUGGGGCAGAGAGUGAGUGUGGCUGCGGGGCCUUGGCUGCACGGGCCCCACAGGAGCUGUGAGUGGGUCAGACUCCCUGGCUCAGGAGACAGACAGAGGAUGGAUCCCAGGCUGGGCAGCUAGAGGGAGGGGCGCCGGGGUGCUGGGCAGCCCGGCUGUGACACAGUCAGCAGCUCCGGGCGCCGCAGGCCGGCGGGGUCCACACAGGCUGGACGGGGCUGGGCCUCCUCGGAGCCUGCUGCGGAGGUUGUGGGCACGUGGAGAAGGGCCCACGUGUCUCCACACACCAGCCACAGGGGAGCCCUGGCCAGGCACCCACCCAGGGGAGUGUGUGCCUGGGAUGGGUCGCGGAACCACCGGGUGCCCGUGAGGCUGGCCGGCACGGCGGGGUGUGGGAAUCGCUCUUAUUUAUAUUUAAACACCUUGGAUUUUCUACUGGGUCUUGGCUUCUGUUCCCACAGGCCCUGAGCCUGAGGAGCAGGACUCGGUGGGGGUCACAGGAGGCUGCUGCUCAGAGUCUGUGCUCUGCAUGUGGGAAAGGGGUCCCACCUGUCUGGGGUGGGCAGCCUCGUGGUCCAGGGCAGUGCAGGGCAGAGCCUGGCCUGUGCGAUCACAGCCGCCGCCUUUCUCCCGGGAGCCUCUACUUCCUCCAAAAUGGGCCUUGUGCCAGCCCCACCCACGGCGAGCGGACAAGUCCACGAGGGCAGGGCCCUGAGUACCUGGUGGGGGGGACACUCCUAGGGGGCACAGAGGGGGCUCCCACCUGGGCACCUGCCUCCUCCCCUUCUCUUCUUCCUCCACGUGCCAGGUGCGGCCCUGGGUUUGAGGAGCUGAGCCUCAGACACGUGCCCUGCCCUCAGGAAGCCGGAGGCACCCAAGUGGCCUUGGAAAUCCUGGCGGCGAGAACAGUAGCUGCCCAGGGACUAAGGGGGCUUCUGGGAGGACACACACUGGCCCAGGGUGAGGGGUGUCACUGCAGGGUGCCCCCCAGGCCCAGGGCCCGUCAGGGGACAGUAUGGUGACCUGGCCUACAGGUGGCAGUCGGUUCUGUGUGUCUGGGGCCCGCAGCACAGGUUGGGUGGGGGCUGAGGCAGAGGCAGCAGAAGUGGGCAAGGCCUGGGGGGCUCAGGCACUGGGCAUGGAGAGCAGACAGGAAGGCCUAGUGGGCACCACCCCCAGACCGUGGCUCCCACCCGUGCUGCCCCCACCCAUGGCCACGGCCACCGGGAACAGUGGGACCUGGGGUCUCCGAGGGACUCAGCAGGGUGGGCACAGACCAGUGGGGUCUGGGCUAGAGAGAGCCGGCUCCCAGCCUCUUGCUUUCUGGGCUGAGGACAUGGGGAUCCAAGGCCAGUGGGUCUGCAGGGCCCAGCCAGGUUGCCUGAUAAGAUAGGCCCACCAGGCGGCCCCCGUGUCUCACUCUGUCAGCAGGUGGGGGCGUGGUGCUCCCCAGGGACCUGCUGCCAAGGGGCAGUUUCUGGAGGCUGGGGGCACUGGCCGGGCUCUAGGCCUGCUCUGCCCUUGCCAUGGGGAAGGCUGUCCUGUUAGGGAUCGAGUUGCUCAAAUCUGCGUUUGGAGGGUGCGUGGCCGAGGGCUCCCCUUCUGGAGACCCAGACACCGUGUGGGCUCUGGGCGGCAGAGGCUGAGGUGUCGGGGGCUGAGCUCCUAUGUCAGCAACACUUCAGGCCUGCGCUUUAGGACAGGGGAGAAGUCAGUUUCCCCCAAAUGCCCCCUCGGACCAGCCAAGGACUGUGCCAGGAAACUGACAUGCUCGGCGCUCACGCCAGCUGGAACAGCGACUGAGCCCAGAGAGAUGGAGCAAGUUGCCUGAGGUCACAGAGCAGGGACUUGGACACCAGGGAGCCAGCUCCACAGAGGCCCUCUCUCCUCCCGGCCUCCUGACCCUCAGCCGCCUCCGCCCCGCGGGUGAGGCUGCUUCUGCUUCUUUCCAACACGGCUUGAAGGAAAGCCCUGAGGGCCGAGCCCGCUCUGCGUGGACGGAAGGCAGCGUGGGGCAGUCCAGGCCGGGGCUCAACCUGCCUCGAGAGGGAGUGUGGGCGCAUGUGAGCAGGAGGGACGGAGACCAGCUUGGUUCCAGUGUCAUCAUCGCUGUUGAAAAAGAGGUUUCCCGGUGACAGGCCCCGACAGAGGAGCGGGCCGCGAGGCAGGCAGGAGCCGCGUGUCUGGGCCCAGCGCACCUGCCAAGCUCUCUAGCCUCUCCUGGCCUCAGUGUCCUCGUCUGGGAGAUGGUCCAGCUGAAAAUCCCCAGCAUCCACAAGAAAGGGUGGAAGCUCUGGGGGCCCUGGCCUGGCCCGGGUGCAGGCUG